Messenger RNA from Carassius auratus (goldfish), 2165 nucleotides. Its product is annotated as arf-GAP with Rho-GAP domain, ANK repeat and PH domain-containing protein 1-like. Gene Ontology annotation, molecular function: GTPase activator activity; protein binding; phosphatidylinositol-3,4,5-trisphosphate binding. The transcript has 10 exons. The record is from RefSeq and is a predicted model, not a curated record. Gene Ontology annotation, cellular component: cytoplasm. NCBI's taxonomy places the organism in Eukaryota, Metazoa, Chordata, Actinopteri, Cypriniformes, Cyprinidae. Bases 313 to 1794 code for a protein of 493 amino acids. Gene Ontology annotation, biological process: regulation of cell shape; positive regulation of GTPase activity.
AGCGGUAUUUGCCGCCCUGAGUGUCGCGUCGCGUCACACAAGUCGCUUGCUGUGGAGUUUCAGCAGCUCAUGUGACGCGCCGCCUACGCAAUUUACUUACAGACUUUUCUGAGUGUUUCAGAGGGAUCUGGAGCAAACUGGCGUUGAGAAACACACCACCCUCCGCGAAGAACAACAACAACCGGAGCGACAAAACCCGUUGAAGUUGUGCCUCAGAAGCGUCUACGUUCCGUUUCCGGCGAUGGUUCCCUGACCUCGUUGCAUAGAAAAGAAGUCCUGCAGCAUUCGCGAGGAUCCGGCGGCGUUCCGGUCAUGUCCUUCAUCCGUCCGGAGAGUUCCCUGUCUGUGGCUGAGUGGCUGAACGCCCUGCGGCUCGACCAGUACUGCUCCGUCUUCCAGGAGGCGGGGCUUGGAACGCUGUGGGAGUGUCAUGAUCUAAGCUCCGCCCAGCUGCAGCAGAUGGGCGUGGCUCUGCCCGGCCACAGGAAGCGGAUCCUCGGCAGCCUGCACAAGCUCCUCCCCUCGGCGGGGGGGAUGGAGGAGGACGAGGAGCGUGUGGAGGAGAGGCCCGUCGCCCAAAAAAGAACCAAAUUCAGAAAGACUGCAGACGAGGGGACGACGGAAAACAGCGACGCAGGUAGACGUCGACCUCCCAUCCCGCCUCGGGUCAUGCCCAAUCGACCCCCCGUUCCCUUCACGCCCGGGUCGGUAACAAUGGCGAGCGCUCCUGAGCCUAUCAGCAUCCCCGAACAAAAGGAAACGCCCACACCUGCCGGCCGAUCCAAGCCCAUCCCAACUCCGAGGCCACGCCCAGAACACCUGUCUCUUAAAGGGCCGGCGCAGCAGCUCCAGACAAGCGAGAGGAAACCGUCUCCUGUGUCUCCAUCUUUAUCCUCCUCCUCAUCGGAGUGCUUCCACCUGUAUGAACAGUGUUCGUCUCCCGCUCAGGGAGAAGCGGGGAUUCCUCCUCUUCCUCCUAAGAGCUACACGGUGGGCGUGUCUAAAGAGCCCAGAGAUGUCCCGUACAUGCCCCCCGUUCCACCUCCUCGGGUCUCCUGCAGCACGACUGUGAGUCCCAUGAGCACGUCAUCAGGAAGCCCGCCCACAUUCAGCUCUCCUGCAGAUGACCCCUUCGACACGGAUCGAGUCCCAGACGUCCCGCCGCGAAAGACCAGACCCUCGACGGAGAAGGAGAGCUCAGAGAGAGACGUCAGAAACCAGUUGGAUUCGGAUGAAAGUUCAGCUGAAUAUGACGAGUGCGAGCCCAGCGGAGACGCUAAACUCAUAGACAUGGCCAGCAAGAUGUCCUUGGUGGUUCCCAAGGCAAGGAAAGCCCGUUACAGCAGCCUGUGCAGCGACGACGAGCUGCUGGAGGACGACACCAACUGUUACGAAUCAGUGUCCGAGAAACGGAGUUCAUGGAUCGAAGAUUUCGGUUCGAUCUCUGGCUCUCAGAACAGCAUCUACCUGCCGAACACCGGUCAUGUCAGUACUCCGCCCCCUCGGGAAGACCCCGCCUCCACCAGCGUCCCCGUCAUUAAAAUGGGCUGGCUGUACAAGAAUCCUCCUCAGGGGUCUCUGAUCUACCAGCACCGCUGGGUCAAACUGGACGCUGAAUACCUGAGAUACUUCGACACUGAGAAGGACGUCUACUCGAAGAGGAUCAUCCCAACGCUGUCCAUCACCAGUGUGGUCAACGUUGGAGAGCAGAAGUUUGAAGUGGUGACGCACAAUCGCACUUUCCUGUUCGGGCCGAGAGCGACUUGGAGCGGAGCGAGUGGGUGUCGGUGUUGAAGAGCUGUGUGGGGGUCUCCCACGCUCGCACCAGUCUGGACGUGACCUUUAACCCCUGCGUGAGCUCCGAGAUGAAGGGUUACCUGGAGCUGCGCGGCCUGCGCUCCAAACUCUACACCGUGGUGUGUGCAGAUAAAGUCUUCCUCUACAAGAACACUGAGGAUUAUCGUCUGGGGAUCGGCAUCACCUCGAUUGAUAUGAAUGUUGGUAAUGUGAAGGAAGUGGAUCGGAGAGCGUUCGAUCUGACCACACCGUAUCGUAUAUUCAAGGUGAGACUUUCAUGUGUUCAUUCACGUUUACGGUUCAAGAUACUUUCCGUCCAUCAUGCAUUCAUUCACUUUUUCUGCUCUCUUCCUCCAAAUCAAGUGUGG